AUUGGGGGCUCGAGUGCAACGUGAAAAGCUGUGUGAAACAGUUCGUGGAGUUUGUGGAGCUGUUCGCUAGCAUUGUACUCUGUGUUCCGUCGAUUGCUAUAAAUUUAUAAAUUGUUUCAAAAUUGGUAGCUGAACUACUGCCACUGCUAAGCUAUAGCAGAGUGGAAAUUAAGCCCAAAUCCGAGACCAACCAGUUGACAAAAUAAACUAACAACAGACAACUUGCUAGCCGAACUUAAUAAAAACGCAUAUUAACAUAUAUAAACCGCAUUAUUCAAGCCGCCGUCCGCAUAAAAAUUAUAAAACAAAAAAUAAUAUAAUAAGCGAAAACAAAAUAUAUAAACUUAAUAGUAAUUAAAAUAAACUCAUAAUACGUAAUAGACCGUAAUAAGUAAAACAAAAAACAGAAAACAAAAAAAACACACAUGGCGUUCAUUUCGAAAGAUUUUCGUUCACCUGGCGAAGCCUGGGUCAAGACAGACGAGGGCUGGGAACGCAAGAAGGUGCUCGAGUGUGGCGGCAAACGCAAGAGGCACAGCUCGGAGGGUAGCUGCCCGGAGGCGGCGAGCAGCAGCAAGAGGGAGGAACAGGAAGCGGGCUGCAUGCCGCCGCAUUAUCACAUCACGAUACGCUGCACCCGUGAGAUUGCUGGCUUUAAUGGUUUAAGCGAGGCCGUGAAGCGUCUCGAUUUCCGUCGCUCGGUGCGGGAUCGCAAGCGCUUCCACUAUAUCUGUGCGUUCCUGCUGCUUGUCUCCAACAAGGGCAUUGCCAGCCUGCCGGGCAGCGCACAGCGCCAGCUGCUCCAAAUGGUCGAGGAGGUGGCCUCACAUGUCAAUGACAGCCAGCAGCAUCCGAAUGUGCUGCGUGGAUUGGCGCUGAAGCUGGAGCACAUCGUCAACCAGGAGAACCAGAAGUGCUGGGGCAAGCCACUGGGCAGCACCUAUCUGUGGCAGGAGCACAUGGCCAGGAUUAAGCGCAUUCAGCGCGUGGCCAGUCAAAUCGAGAUUCGUGAGCCCGAUCCACAGGCACGACCCAAGCUGCACGAGCUGCCGGAAGAGUGCGUGCGAGAGAUUAUCUUGUGCAUUGCCGAUCAUCGAGACUUGGAGUCGGCCGCCGAGGCCUGGGAGACCAUGGCCAAGCUGGUGUCGGAGCAGCGCAUCUGGCGUGAGCUGACACGCUUCCAUUUCAAUCAGCGACAGAUCAGCACCAUACUGGACCUGGACAAGAUCAAGCAGAUGGGCGAGACCAAAGACUGGAAACAGAUCUAUCAUCAGCUGCGACGCACCUAUGGUGUGAACGAUGACUACCAGUUCGCCGAGGUGCUGGCACUCUGCCGUUCCUGCUGCUGUCUCUUCUGGCCCUCCGAUGGUCAUCCGUGCAUCAUUGACCAGAGUCCCGACUACAAGCAGCGCGUCGAGGAGGCGGGCGGGCAACUGGCUCUCGCUUUGCCUGUGCCACCGGCACAGUUCUUGAAGUACUUUUCGUUGUAAGCUCGUGUGGCAAAGACAAACAUUGACCAAGCCACAGGAGUAGCGACAGUAGAGAGCUAGAAAGAGAGACAGCGAGAGAGAGGAGAGAGUAAAGAUAUAUAUUCAUAUUUUUAAAGCCAGAGAGAGAUACAGGGUGCUCCAGCCAAUGCUUAAGCUGGUGAAAGCCUGCCAAGUAUGAGAGACCAUUUUAUGUGUGUGUGUUAAAGUUUUUUAAAGAGUGAGAAAGACAGAGAGAGAGAGAGAGAGAGA
Molecule: messenger RNA, 1739 nt
Organism: Drosophila hydei
Lineage: Eukaryota; Metazoa; Arthropoda; Insecta; Diptera; Drosophilidae
Product: F-box only protein 32
Exons: 4
Coding region: 426-1490 (354 amino acids)
Biological process (GO): protein ubiquitination
Cellular component (GO): nucleus; SCF ubiquitin ligase complex; cytoplasm
Molecular function (GO): protein binding
Source: RefSeq, a predicted model, not a curated record